This is a messenger RNA of Alternaria rosae, 613 nucleotides long. RefSeq lists its product as uncharacterized. NCBI's taxonomy places the organism in Eukaryota, Fungi, Ascomycota, Dothideomycetes, Pleosporales, Pleosporaceae. The transcript has a single exon. The record is from RefSeq and is a predicted model, not a curated record. Bases 85 to 555 code for a protein of 156 amino acids.
UUCUAAGUAGAAUGAUGAAUUAAAAGUCAUAUCUCGAAUCCUAACGUUCGUCCAAUCCAGAGUCUAAUAUACAAAGCAUGCGUGAUGCUUUCGCGGAGACCGCUUAGUAGUGGGAGCCGGAGCCGGAGCCAGAUCCAGAGCCGGAAGCACCGCCUCCAACAGAGCCAGAGGCACCACCGGAAGCACCACCUCCAACUGAGCCUGAGCCACCAGCGCCGGCACCAGCACCACCGCCGACAGAUCCAGAGGCACCGCCACCGACAGAGCCGCCAACACCAGCACCAGCGUUACCACCAGCACCGGCACCAACGCCAGCACCGCCGUGAGCACCACCUCCAACAGAGCCACCAACACCGGCACCAGCGUUACCACCAGCACCGACGCCAGCACCACCGUGGGCACCGCCGCCAACAGAGCCACCGACACCGGCACCACCACCGACGGAACCACCAACACCGGCACCAGCACCACCGUGGGCACCGCCGCCAACAGAGCCACCGACACCGGCACCACCACCGACAGAGCCACCGACACCAGCUCCAGCACCUCCGUUAGCGCCACCUCCGACAGAGCCGGAAGCACCACCUCCAACAGAGCCACCGACACCAGCUCC